UAAAUGUGGCCUCACUCGAGGCAACCAUUUUCCCAGCUGUUACUGUAACUAUUCCAGUUUAUAUCGGUAAGAUGCCUGAACCCACCAAGUCAGCUCCUGCCCCAAAGAAAGGCUCGAAGAAGGCGGUGACCAAGGCGCAGAAGAAGGACGGCAAGAAGCGCAAGCGCAGCCGCAAGGAGAGCUACUCCGUGUACGUGUACAAGGUGCUGAAGCAGGUCCACCCGGACACCGGCAUCUCGUCCAAGGCCAUGGGCAUCAUGAAUUCAUUUGUCAACGACAUCUUCGAGCGCAUCGCGGGUGAGGCGUCGCGUCUGGCGCAUUACAACAAGCGCUCGACUAUCACAUCCAGGGAGAUCCAGACGGCCGUACGCCUACUGUUGCCUGGGGAGUUGGCCAAACACGCCGUGUCCGAGGGCACCAAGGCCGUCACCAAGUACACCAGCUCCAAGUAAACUUGCCAAGUCUUCAAGUUGGUCCUGGCGGUGACCCGGACUUUGGCGAUGAACCCUCACCCAGAAUACGAAAGAGCAUGCUCUUAUCAAGUUCAUUCUGCUCAGAGCUUUUCCAUUUUUCUUUUUUUUUUUUUUGCAUUUUUAAACCACAGAUACAUGUAUUUCGGGGGGUGGGGGAAUGCUGAAAACUGAAUUUUCACAAAAAUGUUACAAAA
This is a messenger RNA of Capra hircus (goat), 667 nucleotides long. Its product is annotated as histone H2B type 1-M. The transcript is spliced from 2 exons. The coding region runs from base 72 to 452 and encodes 126 amino acids. Gene Ontology annotation, molecular function: structural constituent of chromatin; DNA binding; protein heterodimerization activity. NCBI's taxonomy places the organism in Eukaryota, Metazoa, Chordata, Mammalia, Artiodactyla, Bovidae. Gene Ontology annotation, cellular component: nucleosome. The record is from RefSeq and is a predicted model, not a curated record.